UUACCAUGUAUAUACAUAGUGAACUGACAGUGUUGUUGCUGUAUCUGGAGCCUGUGUACUGUGUAUAUAGUACAAUAACCGUCAGAACUGACUUGUGCAAAGUGCAGAGGUGACUAGCAUAUUAAUUUACGUGUAAUUUACAGAAAAUCAACUUGUACUGCACAUAGCUCUGGACUAUUUUCUAAGACAUCACGAAAUGUGCUAGAUUAGCAAAUUCUUCCACUAUUUUACUUAAUGUUCUCCAUUCUCCACUUCUCCCCUUCCCCCCUUCACUCUCUCACAACAGACGACGAGGCGUUUGUCAAGUUCCUGGUUCCGUCGAUGGUGCCAGGGAUGAUCAUUGGCAGUGCGGGUACCACGAUAGCCGAACUCAUGGAUGCCACCCGGACGUCCAUCAAGUUCUCUCGCGGUCAGGAGACUUAUCCCGGGACCGGGGAGCGCGUCUGCUGCAUCUCCGGACCCAUCGCCAACAUCUGUGACGCCGUUCGCGAGGUGUUUGCUAAGAUGAGCGAUCCCGGCCAUAGCAGGUACGAUGACCUGCAGUCGUCUCUGGGCAAGUUCCGUAUGCUGGUGUCCAACAUUGCGGCCGGGAUGGUUAUCGGGAAGUCUGGCCAGACCAUCAAGAGCCUCCAGGAGGAGAGCGACGUAAAGAUUCAGAUCAGCAAGAAAGACGACACGGCUGCCCUCCCCGAGAGAAUCCUCACUAUCACCGCAGCUUCGACUGAAGCCAUCCUCCGGGCACUGGGACCCAUUCUGGAGUUGACUCGAAACGACCCCGACCUCCAGAAAUGGAGGAAGCUUAUUUCGUACUCCAACUACCCCGCGGCCUCGUCCCGCCGGGUCCCCUCCCCCGCCACUUCCACCGUUCUCAACAACAGUUUCUCCGGAGUCAGUGGGGCAUCAGGGGGGAUGGGGCCUGCGGGGAUGUUCAACACCCACGCCAUGUCGAAUCUUCAGUCUUCCGUCAUGGCUGGUGCCGGGGGUAGUGACUACUCCUCCCCCACCAGUUUCAUGAGCAUGUUCCAGCAUCCGGCGUACGCUGCCGCGUUUGCCAACAACAGCAUGGCCCAGCAGAUGGCGCAGGCCGCUGCCCAGCAGAACAGUGCCGGAUCGUCAUUCAACGCGGCUCUCCUCUCCUACUCCUACGCCCAGUCCCUCAUGAGCAACUCAUCGUAUCUCGGACACAUGAAUCCGGUGAUGGUGGACGGCGUAAACCUCAUGGUACCCGGAGCCACCCUCUGCACCUACGAGAUCGCCGUCCCUGAAAUAAUGAUCGGCUCGGUCAUUGGCCACGGAGCGAAACUCCUCACGGACCUAAUGCAGGCGACGUCCACCAGAAUCACCCUAUCGGGGAAGGGGGAGUAUAUCCCGGGAACGUACAAUCGGAAGCUGACAAUCAUUGGCCCGAUUCUCUCGGUGCAGGCGGCCCAGAUGGUCGUGGUGCAGAAGAUCAUGAAGGAACAAGAGGUGUACCGCAAGCAGGGCCUCGUCUGACGGCCUCUCAUUUUUGGAGCUGAAGAAAUCCGAGUGUGGAGGAGGAAGAGGGAGGGAGGAAGGUGCGUUGGAGUGGGUGUGUAUCCAACCCUCUGGUCCCCAGACUUUGUAUGAUAUGAUAUGACUGGUAGGUAGUGUUGGCAUGAACGAGGAUGCAUGCUACUCCGAUGAUCACACAGAUUUCAGGGUCAUUUAUACCCCCUAACUAUUGUGCGUGUAAAUCAGCUCAUGUUCGAUUCACACAGUAUCUCAUACGCCCCUCAAUGCAUUCCUCCCCCAAAAGACGCAGUGCUGUUCAAUCAAUCAAUACCAUUGACUCAGUCACCCAUACCCUGUCACAUACAUCAGCUCCUCAGUGUGUGUGGUUACGGUCGGUCAUCCAGCUUUAGAGAUUAACACAUGCCUCAUGUCACAUGCAUUCCAUAACAUAUUUGCCUGCCACACCUUGUAAUUGUCACAUGACGGAGCUUUUGGGGAAACGGUAUUAUGUGUGAUAUUUGCCUUCUGUGGAAGCUGUGAAAGCUAUACGUAGACCUUUCAGAUCUGAUUGAUGUUUUUAUCAUGUCUCAUUUCGUCCCACCCUCUAGGUCAUUUAUCACUCACCUCCUCCUCCUCCUCCUCCUCUUCGCCCUCCCCUCUCUCACCCUCUUUCUGUAUACCUUUCCUGUCGUCAGCUGUAAUCCCCCAACUCACACAUCUCACUCGUCACACCAAUCACUGACCUCACAACACUCACAACGGAUCGUUUUCCUCACCACUCGUCCAUCGAUCAUCAUUAGCCACACCCACCACCUCAACUCCACCC
This is a messenger RNA of Geodia barretti, 2299 nucleotides long. Lineage: Eukaryota; Metazoa; Porifera; Demospongiae; Tetractinellida; Geodiidae. The record is from the annotation of a GenBank genome assembly.